GGCUGCCUGGUCACGCAGCGAGACGGACCUGAGGAUCGCACAUGUCAUCGGAGCCUGGAGGGAGAUCGGGAAUCUCCAGCUGUGCUCUUCCAGCUCCCAAACCGACCCAACUCGACAGAUUUCGCGCCUAAGUAGCCAGGACCAGGUGCCGUUGAUAUCUGCUAGUUUGACUCCCAAGCGCUGUGGUCUUGACGUGAUCCGGGCCUACCUCACUUUUUAUAUUUGAACCACCCUCUCCUGCUGAGCCUCUACACCUGAGCCCUUCUCGCAUCUUCGGCUCUCCAAGGCACAAAACUUUCCCAAAGCCUUGCCAAAGGACCGCAACGGAAAAAGGGCCUUCGACAACACAUACCACGACGACACCACUCCCCGUCACAGAUCAACCAAGGGACAUGACCUAAAACAUUUCGCCAUGCUGACACCAUGCAUCACUCAGCCGGUGGAUUACCUAUACGCCCUCGGUAACACGCCGGCCAUCAACGUUGCCAGGGCUGUCCCACCUGGUGUCAACGCCGACAUCUUGCUCCUCGGCUGCGGCGAUGUUCGCAACCUGCUGUACACGGCCUACGCCGAGAAGGGAAUGCCGCCGAGGAAGCUGGACGUCACCUGCUGUGAUUCCAACGACUUCAUCCUUGCCAGGAACGCCAUAUUUCUCUCGUUCCUCGUUGAUGGUAUCCGACCUGGGCAAUACUCGAAGCUGCGGAGCCUCUACUACGAUCUCUUUGUCGACGAGGCCGUCAUCGAGCUCUUUCGCACGCACCUGCACAAACUGGCCGAGGCUGCGGGAUCGUGGGAGACCUGGAAUGGCGGCCCAUAUGGAUCCGUGAUAAAGUUCGCCGAUCACCACACCUUCCUCAUAUUCCGUCGCAUCCUCUCGAAGCUCUCCUAUGCUGCCUCCACCGACGGCAUCGCCUCCAACUUUAACAAAUACCAGGCCAGCUUGAUGGCCACCUGGCGCGAGAUGCGGGGAAAUACGGGCGUGCAGGGCUCCGUCAUCACUGCGCUGCGGUCCGCCGCGCCUCUGUCCCUCCGUCUCAGCGACGAGUCCAUCGCGAGCGACGUCACGGUCUCGUACAACCAGUAUUGGAACAAUGCCAUGGAUUCUCCACCGACCGACCGUGCAAACCCGCUCUUCGCCCUUCCCCUCGUUCGCGGCGAGUCUGUGCUGCACUCUGGAACCGACCCGGUCGCCGGCUUCCAUCUGGCCACGGCCUUCGCGCCACUUAUGCCUGGCUCACCCGUCAGAAUGGAUUCGGCCGCGCGGCAUAGCAUCCCCAAGUCCAAGUGGGCAAUGCAAGAGCUGUUCCGCGAAUGGACCCAGGCCCUCCAGGAGACCAUCAGCCAUGGCCGCUUCGUCGUCAGGCUCGUGUCGACUGAUGCUCUCAGCUUGUGCCACACGCUGCGAUACUGCGCGGCCAAGGACCCUGAGCGCCCUUCGGCCGGGCUCUACCGACGCCAGCUCAGCGCGCAGGCCCUCGAGCUCGACCAAGGCCAGUACGGAGGGGCGGCGAAGGACACUGCCGCGCCCGUCACGUUCGACGCCAUCGACUCGUCAAACCUGGCAGACUCGCUCGGCGCCUUCAACAUCCUCUUCUCGGCGGGGCCGCUCCUCAAGCCUGCCCCCUGGGCCGCGCUGUCCACCGAGAUGCUUAGGAGCCCCGAGGUGGACGAGCGCGAGUCCUUUGCCAAGCUCCUGCCGGGAGGCACUCUGACCCUGGCCCAUAUUCUGGGCUUCACCGUCGCCGAGUACUGGACCAACACGACUACGGCUGGCGGUGGGCUCGAGGUCAUUGGCUCGAUGCUGAAGGGGAGUGAUGGUGGUCCCGCCCGCAUGUUCCCAGGGCGCAUGACCUGGGUGCCAGAUACGCAGCUCUCGGGGCUUGGAAACACCGCGCCCAGCCGUCUCAAGCUUGACACCGACACGGCCAUUGGCAUCACCGGGCGCGUGUACGCAGACAUGUUCGACGCAGAGAAUGUCAAGACCCUUAUGCGCUCCACGGCAGAUCAGACACUGCCGCGGAGGGGCGGCAUGCCGCAGUCGCACCGGGGAACCUUUGUGGCCCUCUUGAAAGCGCUCAUGUCCACGGUCGACACGGACUGGGAUGCUGUCAACAGGGCGCUCAUCGAAAAGAACUACAGCGACACGGCCAUCAUAAUGGGCAACAACUACGGCCAGGAACUCGUCACGCUCAUGCACCUACACGGCGUCUUUACGGAGCAGUGGCUGUUGAGCGAAGUGAAGACCGACCCCCAGCACAGUCCUGCACGCUACCAGAAGUGGGCGCGCAUCCCGGAGAUCAUGGCCGUGACCUUGGUCGUGCCACUUGAGGCUGUGAAGAAGACGUUCCUCGUCGCUGCAGGCGCUCGUCCCGCGCUCUCGUUUCAAGUGACGCUCAAGUCCAGCCGGGGUGCCUGGGUUAAUUAUUUCGGAUGUGCGCAGAUGAGCAUCGGCACCGUUGAGGCGCAAGGCUCACCGCAAUCGGAGGACUUCAAGGUCAGCGUCAAGGAGGAUAGAAACGGCUGGACAGGCAACUCGCCGGUCGUUGUGUCCUUCUACUGCCCGACGUCGGCCCUCCAGGUCGAGCCCACCUCAGCCCUCAUCAGUCUUGAUGUCCAGCCGACGCUUCAAGCCAUCAGGAUGCUCAACGGCCGUCCAGGGAACCCGAAGAUGGUUUUCCAAACCAACCUCUGCGACAGCUCUGCCGUGUUCUUCUCGAGGUAUCUGCCGGGACACUCGUCGUACCCUAUUGUCUCUACGUACAAGGAGCCUGCUGGCGAUUCUCGGUCCGACAAGCCCUCGAGUCUCUCCAUGGACGCCGCGACUGGUGAAAUAGCAGCUCUGACUGGACGUGUCGACAUCACGGACGAGGAGGGCAGGAAGCUUCUCGCGGACAAAGUGCCCAUACAGCUGCGACAGACAUCUCCCUUUAUCAUCGAGGUCGUGUUCGGAGAUGACGACCUAGUCUACCCGCUCCAUUUUAAACUUCCUGUAGAAAAUCAAGGCUCCCGGACCAGAAUCGCCAGGACCUCGGGUUACGUCGAGGUGGUCGCACCGCUGGCCAAGCCAACCGAGUCGGAGCAUCUCCAGGGCUUCAUGCACCCAAUGGCGAUAGCCGCCCGGGCGAGCGAGGAAGAGGAUGUCACCACUGUGCCCUCCGUUCUCUCGUCCACUCUCCCAUAUGUCAACCUCGACAUGCUGCCCAGCUUGGUCGUGUCGUCUCAAGACAAGCAACCGAUUAGGUGGCUUACAACUCUAGCCUCGCACAUAUUCAGCAACCGCGAGCGCCGGAUCCGCGAGCAGGUCCAGAACAGCGACAUCACAGACGCCUUGAAGCUCACGCCUGCCGGCACUGCCAGGACCAACUUCAAGGAAUCGCUCUUCAGCAUGUUCAUGGUCGCCUCGGGCCUGCAGGGCGGUCAGACGGGCCUCUUCGCGCUCGAGAAGCCUGACAGCGCCGGCGGCGGCAACGCGGGGGUGCAGAUGCUGGUCGUGGUCUCGGCCCUGCGGCUCGACUGCGCCGGCGGCACCGUCAUCGCAGACGCGGCGGUCCUGCCGCUAACGCGGUCCCUGCUGGCGGGCGACGCGGACCUCCGCGCCUUCCUCGCGCUCUCGCAGUCGUUUGAGGUCUGCUACCUCAAGGUCGACGACGCCGAGCUGGCGCUCUGGCGCCGCGCCCUGCCCGCCAUGGCCGAGCGGUGCCGCACCUGGGAGCACGACGCCGCGGCGGGCGCGUGCGAGUACGGCGCCGCCGGCGUGUCGUUGCCCCUGCCCGAGGAGGGCGGUGUCGGCGUCCCCGGCGGCAGCCCCGUCUUUUGCUCGUGCGGCCGCGGCCGCCUGCCCGCCGACUUUGUGUCCAUCCCCCAGUGGGACGAGGCGGCCCGGCCGCACGCCACACGCGUCGCCCUCGGCCUCGUCUUCGCGGCGCCCUUUGUCGAGGAGGUCGUCGACCAGGUCGCCCUGGCCGAGCUCCGGGCCAUACGGGACGGGGAUCAUCAUCCCCCGGCGCCCGGCCCUUCUGCUGCCUCUAGCGACGGCCCAGGCGAGGGCAGCAGUGGCGGCGGCGUCACCUCGGCCGCGAGGCAUGCGUUGCCGGACUCGGACAGGUGCCUGACGUGCGGCGCCCUGGACGGGUCGCCCGUCGCGUCCUCGCCGUCCCCGCUCCCCAGCGCCGCCGAUGUCGUGAGCCUCAGUAGGUGCAACGGCUGCAGGCGCGCAAAGUACUGCUCCAGGGACUGCCAGCGCAAGGACUGGAAGCGCCACAAGCCCGAGUGUGUCCCUGACGUCCUCGGGUCUACCAUCUAGAGCCCGCCAAUUCUGGCUGCUAGAGUGGGCGGUGUCUUGGCCGCCGUUUGUGUUAGCUUUCUGCCUUUUUUCCUCCCUUGUUCUGACGGGUCCCCCUUGGCCGACAUAAGCAACGUGUACCCGGCAUAGGCGAUAUGUUUUUGCUGUCGUCCGCUAUUUGUUUCGUUCUGCAGGAUCGGGCGCGGAAGCCAAUGGUCUAGCGGAGAGGGCUGCGUGCUUGCACCGUUUCCACUUUGCGCCUAGUCGGAAUCUGUAGGAACUUAUUCUUGGCGAAAUGUUUGACAUUGGUCUUUGUUUGCCUACCACUUCGAUAAUGGACGACAUGGGUGGAGCGUCACGGAAGGGUCUUAGGGAAAGGAAGGAGUUGUAGUCAAGGGAUGAAAAUGAUGAUACGGUAGCGAAUAUGAUUCCCUAGUCUCACUCAUGUUGGGUUGCGGUGUGGAUCGAUAGCAACAGCAGGACUCUCUGUAACCGAAUCGCACAUGUCUGAGAGAUUAUUUCGUGUCAUUAUCAUGCUUCAUUGCUCAGGCAAGGGCAAGCAGCUCACGCUCGCGUUGGCAGACAGAACACCUCGUGAUAUAAAGGUGAUGGAAUAGCAAUACAAGCGACAUACCGACCA
This is a messenger RNA of Gaeumannomyces tritici R3-111a-1, 4922 nucleotides long. RefSeq lists its product as hypothetical. Lineage: Eukaryota; Fungi; Ascomycota; Sordariomycetes; Magnaporthales; Magnaporthaceae. The record is from RefSeq and is a predicted model, not a curated record. Gene Ontology annotation, molecular function: DNA-binding transcription factor activity, RNA polymerase II-specific. The transcript has a single exon. Gene Ontology annotation, cellular component: nucleus. Bases 413 to 4303 code for a protein of 1296 amino acids. Gene Ontology annotation, biological process: regulation of transcription by RNA polymerase II.